This is a messenger RNA of Xiphias gladius (swordfish), 2375 nucleotides long. RefSeq names its product DEAD (Asp-Glu-Ala-Asp) box polypeptide 18 (gene ddx18). Gene Ontology annotation, molecular function: ATP binding; RNA helicase activity; nucleic acid binding. Gene Ontology annotation, biological process: maturation of LSU-rRNA from tricistronic rRNA transcript (SSU-rRNA, 5.8S rRNA, LSU-rRNA). Bases 91 to 2067 code for a protein of 658 amino acids. The record is from RefSeq and is a predicted model, not a curated record. The transcript is spliced from 14 exons. Gene Ontology annotation, cellular component: nucleolus. NCBI's taxonomy places the organism in Eukaryota, Metazoa, Chordata, Actinopteri, Istiophoriformes, Xiphiidae.
GGUCCUUUGGAUUUUCAUUCAGGCAAUGAAGAGUGGUUCCUUGAAGGGUCCUGAACAAACUCAUUCACACGUGUGCCGUGCACCGUUACCAUGGCGGACCUACAGAUGAAGCUUCUCCGCAAGAAAAUUCAGAAGAGAAGUGAAAAGAACAAAGAGCGGAAGCUACUUAAGAAACGGGAAGAGGACGAGGAGAGCGGAAGCUCAAACCGACUGAAAGAGGCAUGUUGUGAGGAACCAGCAACUACUUGUAAGGCGCCCGGGAAGAAACAGAAGCAGAAUGGGAUAUCACUGGAAGGGACCAUAGCAGAGAGAACUCCGCCGCAGAAGAAGAAAAAGAAAAAACGGAAGCAGACAGACACUGCUGAAUCUCCAGCUGAGAAGAAGACCAAAACAGUAAAAGAGGCUGGAGAAGAGGAAGAGGUGGAGGAAGUAGCAGAUGAAGAUGGAGAACAGGCUACUGACAAACCAGAGGCAGCUGCAGACGAGGAGGAGGACGACGACGACGAAACUGAAGAGGGAGAUGAUGAAGAGGAAGAUCAACCUGAAUUACCAUCUGGAUUAACAGGAGCAUUUGAGGACACAUCGUUUGCCUCUCUUGAUGGGUUGGUGAGUGAGAACACGCUGAAAGGAGUGAAGCAGAUGGGCUUUGAACACAUGACCGAGAUCCAGCACAAAAGUAUUCGUCCCCUGCUGGAAGGAAGGGAUGUGCUGGCCGCAGCCAAGACAGGCAGCGGUAAAACCUUGGCCUUCCUCAUCCCAUCUAUAGAACUCAUCUACAAACUCAAGUUCAUGCCCAGGAACGGCACUGGUGUGGUGAUCCUGUCGCCCACACGCGAGUUGGCAAUGCAGACCUACGGUGUGCUGAAGGAGCUGAUGACACACCAUGUGCACACUUAUGGUUUGAUCAUGGGCGGCAGCAACCGCUCAGCUGAGGCCCAAAAACUGGCCAACGGUGUAAACAUCCUGGUGGCUACACCUGGUCGCCUGCUGGACCACCUACAGAAUACCCCUGGGUUCAUGUUCAAGAACCUACAGUGUCUGAUUAUUGACGAAGCUGACCGCAUCUUAGAGGUGGGCUUCGAGGAGGAACUGAAGCAGAUCAUCAAACUGCUGCCGAAGAGGCGACAGACCAUGCUGUUUUCAGCCACUCAGACCCGUAAGGUGGAGGACUUAGCUCGCAUAUCCCUGAAGAAAGAGCCCCUCUACGUCGGGGUGGAUGACAACAAAGACAACGCUACUGUUGAUGGCCUGGAGCAGGGUUAUGUGGUGUGCCCAUCAGAGAAGCGAUUCCUGCUGCUCUUCACCUUCCUGAAGAAGAACCGUAAGAAGAAGCUGAUGGUCUUCUUCUCUUCUUGUAUGUCUGUGAAAUUCCACUACGAGCUACUCAACUACAUCGACCUGCCCGUCAUGGCCAUCCAUGGCAAGCAGAAGCAGACCAAGCGUACCACCACCUUCUUCCAGUUCUGCAACGCCGAUUCAGGCAUCCUGCUGUGUACAGACGUGGCAGCUCGAGGACUGGACAUCCCUGAGGUGGACUGGAUUGUUCAGUUCGACCCCCCAGAUGACCCCAAGGAGUACAUCCACAGGGUGGGCAGAACAGCCCGAGGCAUCAAUGGAAGAGGUCAUGCGCUCCUCAUCCUUCGCCCAGAGGAGCUCGGCUUCCUGCGCUUCCUUAAGCAGGCCAAGGUCCCAUUGAGUGAGUUUGAAUUUUCCUGGAGUAAAAUCUCUGAUAUCCAGUCCCAGCUGGAGAAGCUGAUUGAGAAGAACUACUACCUCCACAAGUCUGCUCAAGAGGCCUACAAGUCCUACGUGAGGGCUUAUGACUCCCACUCGCUCAAACAGAUCUACAACGUCAACACCCUCAACCUCCCAAUGGUGGCACUCUCAUUUGGCUUCAAAGUUCCCCCAUAUGUUGAUCUGAACGUCCACAGCAGUAAAGGUGCAAAGUUACAGAAGCGAGGCGGUGGAGGUGGGUUUGGUUACCAGAAGUCCAAGAACGUGCAAAAGUCCAAAAUCUUCAAGCACGUCAACAAAGGAAAGGGUGACAAGAGGCAGUUCUCCCGCUGAAUCCCUUCAAGCUUAGUAACUCUCUUCCUGGACUGAUUCUUCCACUGUCGUCAAAGAACUGCCCUUUUUUAUUCCAAGAACCUCCUGCUUUGAACAGAUGGCCAUGGAGUGCGUAGGGUACAUCUCCCUCAGAGAUCAUUUAUAAACCCAGUUUUCAGCUCCCUGGUCAACAAAUAGACUCACUUUUUUAGCAUUUCUUCAUCUGGCAGGAAUAUUAAAUGUCUAUUAGUGUCUAUUAUUACUAUGCUUAAUUUGUUGACUUGUUCAGACUUUGUAAAUGCUGAUUACAAUGAAAUCACUUGAAAUCA